Molecule: messenger RNA, 351 nt
Organism: Coccidioides posadasii C735 delta SOWgp
Lineage: Eukaryota; Fungi; Ascomycota; Eurotiomycetes; Onygenales; Onygenaceae
Source: RefSeq, a predicted model, not a curated record
AUGGCUUCGCAGCCUUUCCACAUAUUGCAAAGCAAGUCUCCAUCUCUGAUAACACUACGUAUGCCCGGCGGCUCGUGUGAAGCCCACCUUUUUACCCUCCACGGCCUCCUUAGCUCCAGCUGGGACUGGCGGCACAUGAUCGUUCGCCUCAGGAAUACUGGGUAUGGCGUUAUCGUGCCGGACCUGCUUGGAUAUGGGGAUACAGACAAGCCCGUGGAGCUUAACAGUUAUGCGAUGACACAAAUGACACAUCAUAUAGUGGAGAUUCUUGAUAUCGAGGACGUGGGAACAUGCAUUGGUGUAGCUCAUGACUGGUAUGCACCCGCGGUUCUGCAAUGUUAUCUAUGUUAG